CUUAUUAUUCCAAUUCUCCCCCGUCGCUGUCUUUUACGCUUCGUCCUCUCCCUCACCCGGUCCUUCUCCAUACCAUUCGACUCUCUCGAGGAAGGAAAAAAGAGCAAAGCAAAAAAGAAGGCUAGAUCUAGGGUUUUCUUCCAGCGAUAUACGGUUCUGGGUCUUCUCUUUGCGUUGAAGGGAGCUCUUUUAUUUGUUCGGUUUUAGGAAGAGAGAGAUGGCGGGGAAAGGAGGAAAGGGGCUUCUGGCGGCGAAGACGACGGCGGCGAACAAAGACAAGGACAAGAAGAAGCCCGUCUCCCGGUCCUCGCGAGCUGGUUUGCAGUUCCCAGUUGGCCGGAUCCACCGGCACUUGAAGUCAAGGAUCGCGGCAAAUGGUCGUGUGGGAGCCACUGCAGCUGUGUACUCAGCUGCAAUACUGGAGUAUCUGACAGCAGAAGUGUUGGAGCUCGCAGGGAACGCGAGCAAGGAUCUUAAGGUGAAGAGGAUCACCCCACGCCACCUUCAACUUGCCAUCCGAGGAGAUGAGGAGCUCGAUACGCUCAUCAAGGGCACCAUCGCAGGGGGUGGUGUCAUUCCCCAUAUUCACAAGUCCCUAAUUAACAAGUCUUCAAAGGAAUGAUCAUGCACGCUCUUCUUUAUACAUAGAGAUUUGUCACUGUUUGUGGCCUUGUAUGUCUUCUUAUUUAGAUGUGCUUUUUAAUUCCAAUUGUGAACUUGUAGGUUUAAAUUAGAACAAGUUUGUAACUCUUAGGCUUCAGGAUUCUUGAUGAUUUGCUUUAGACAUGUUGUUUAGACCGGUGUUUGGCAUUUGGCGCGUUGAUAUGUAAUUUAUGUCCAACUUCAAGUGCUUCUUAUUGCUCAAAAA
This is a messenger RNA of Elaeis guineensis (African oil palm), 868 nucleotides long. Its product is annotated as probable histone H2A variant 3. The record is from RefSeq and is a predicted model, not a curated record. Gene Ontology annotation, molecular function: protein heterodimerization activity; DNA binding; structural constituent of chromatin. NCBI's taxonomy places the organism in Eukaryota, Viridiplantae, Streptophyta, Magnoliopsida, Arecales, Arecaceae. Gene Ontology annotation, cellular component: nucleosome.